Messenger RNA from Westerdykella ornata, 884 nucleotides. RefSeq lists its product as uncharacterized. The record is from RefSeq and is a predicted model, not a curated record. Bases 40 to 813 code for a protein of 257 amino acids. Gene Ontology annotation, molecular function: carbon-sulfur lyase activity. NCBI's taxonomy places the organism in Eukaryota, Fungi, Ascomycota, Dothideomycetes, Pleosporales, Sporormiaceae. The transcript has a single exon.
ACCAUCAUCCAUCCACCUCACCCAAGAUACAUAAGCACCAUGGCCGAAUCCCGAAAACCCUUCCCCUUCGUCCACGGCGGCUGCACCUGCACAACCAUCCGCUACCGCCUCCUCUCGGCGCCACUCUUCGUGUACGCGUGCCACUGCGGGGAGUGCCAAAAGAGCAGCGGCUCCGUAUUUAAGGCAUGCUGCAUCAUGGAGUUUGACCACGUCCGUCUCCUCUCGCCGACGCGUCCUCUGAUGCGGAAAUUCGAGGCAGUUCGGCACACGCGUAUAUACGCCACGUGCCCAAAGUGCUACGACGUGUUGUGGCAUGUCGGGAGUUAUGAGCCAUCGACCAUCAAUGUGCGGGUUGGAACGUUGGAUUUGCCUGGGUUGAUGGAGCCGGACUUGCAUAUUUAUACUGAGUCCAAGGUGGAUUGGUUGGUGCUUAAGGAGGGGACCAGGACUGUGAAGGGGGACAUGAAUCGGGCGAAAGAGUGGCCGAAAAGCAGCUUAAUCAGACUAUUGAAGUGCAAGAAGAGGUACGAAGAAAGGAUCAAGCGGGAGAGUGAGGCAAGGAAGCUGGAGGAGGAAGCGGAAGCAAACAGUCACGUGGACGAAGGUGAGGGUGAGGCCGAGGAGAAGACGCCUCGGAAUGGAAGUCCGGAGCCAUCGUUCAAUGAAGAAGAAGAGGCGUAUAUCGAUGUCGAUGAUGAUGAGUUCGAGAGGAGGUAUGAGGAAAUGGAGAAGGUAUUGCAAGAAAGGCUAGAGAAACUGAGUUUGAAGCUCAGUAAUCAGGAAGAGACGAACUCAGAAGGGACCCAGGCUUAGUGAGCAGUUCUGAUUAAUAAUAAUCGAUAUGUACACAGUAGGAAAGAAUAUAAAGCCGACUUCUAAAUUAG